Molecule: messenger RNA, 2562 nt
Organism: Aureobasidium musti
Lineage: Eukaryota; Fungi; Ascomycota; Dothideomycetes; Dothideales; Saccotheciaceae
Source: the annotation of a GenBank genome assembly
AUGGCCUCAGCAUCAAUAUUCUCAUUUGAUGAGACUGAGCCACGAGUAUCUUCUCCAUGGCUCAAACAGCUCGAUUCCAUGAAUAGCACUAGAACUUCGUCGCGUAACAGUAACUUUGUUGCCGAUUCUGAGCCUACCGCAUACUUGGAUGAAGCUGGCCAUAUCACCAGACUCGAGGCUGAACCCCAGAAAGGUCCUGUUGAGUACAAACUUCAUCUUCUGAUUCGACCCCGUCGUAACUACACAUACAUGAGUACUGUGACACGAAUAUCUGGUUCGAAACACUCCAAGUACAACGGUCCAUCCCGUACUUCUUCUGGAACAGCACUGCCAGCAAAGAGCGCUUCUCCCUCUGUCACUCCGAAUUACAGGCAGGAUAGGUUUGAACACCUGACUACCCAGCUUCUUUGGAGACUUGGUCAAUCUUGUCCACAUCAUUCGAAUGCAUCGACCACACUCAUCUUACCACAGCUGCCAGAAAGCACAACAGAACUACAAGCGCCGCCAAAGCCUGGACCAAUACAUCCUGGCUUGGAAGAGAGCGAGGGUGCACUCUAUGAGAUUGGUGUUUCCGAUGAUGGCACUCUCGUUGGUCUUGCUGAGGAUGAGAUGCAGGACAGUCUGAACAAUCUGCGUGCCAUGGCUGCAAGUUUGGGCUGUGUCGUUGAGGUACAGAGAAUGGUGAAAGUUGGUACCUGCUCUUACAUGGCACAAACCGAUGCAAAACUCUCUUCGGACUUUGUCGAACAACAGAGUGAUCUUUACGUUGCAGAAGCUCUGGUAAAGCCAAACUUGACGACGGUUGCGGAGAAUGGGCGUUUAAGCGCGGACAAUGCGCUGGAGGACAACCAUCCAACCGAGACCAAAUCGACAAAGCAGCUUCGAAUAUCGCUCACAGGAGCCACUAUGUCUGGAAAGUCGUCCUUGCUGGGUACUCUAUCUACGUCAACACUAGAUGAUGGUCGAGGAAAGAGCCGCUUGAGCAUGCUCAAACAUCGCCACGAGAUUACUUCUGGGAUCACGAGCUCAGUCACACAAGAGCUGAUCGGAUACUCCCCACCUUCGACAGGCGACGUAAAAGUCAUCAAUUAUGCUACGGAAGGUGUAACUUCGUGGAUCGAUAUGCACACAGCUUCUGCCGAUGGACGUUUAGUGUUUGUAGCAGAUUCUGCUGGUCACCCACGUUACCGACGAACGACAGUCAGAGGUCUCGUGGGCUGGAAGCCGCAUUGGGUACUGCUUUGUGUUCCUGCCGAUGACGAAGUAAAGUCUUCUAGCAAGGUUGCAGAGGUUUUGGGUCCGGCCGCCAGCGAUGUUGACCUGUCUGCUGCACAUCUGGACCUCUGUCUGCGUCUUGAACUGCCUCUAGUCGUCGUGAUCACGAAAUACGAUCUGGCACAACUUUCCGUGUUGAAAGCCACACUGGGAAAGCUACUUUCAGUUUUGAAGUCUGCUGGCAGAAAACCACUGAUGAUACCAAACUCACCGGGCACUGUUACCGAGGAUGAAUUGCAGAGCUUCUCGCAGAAAAGAUCGGCUGGUAUACGUAAGACUAUCGAUGCUUUAUACGACGAUCCUCUGUUAGCAGUCCCGAUAGUCUUGACAAGCGCCGUACAAGGUGCAGGUUUUGACAACUUACAUGCUGUCCUAAACGAACUUCCCAUACCCGAUCAUCGGCAGGAACCUCUAGACAGCGCAGGCACCACGACCUCCCUUUUCCAUGUCGAGGAUAUUUACAACAAAGCACAAGAUGCCAACACCAUCAUUUUGAGUGGGCACUUGAGUAGAGGUGCGAUAUCAGCAGGAGAAGAGCUGUUCCUGGGACCCUGCUCUCCGUCUGGCGGAGAUGACUCCGAGGACUCAGACACCCAACAGCGUCCUCGACUCGCCCAAGCUUUACCACCAUCACGCUCCUUCCCAGGUGCGCUCAAAACUCAUGGAAACCUCAACCCGUUCAACAAAGCAUCCGAGCAAGAAUGGCGUAAAGUCAAAGUUGCUAGCAUCAGGAACCUGCGACUUCCAGUCUCGACUCUGCAAUCUGACCAAGCAGGUACCAUUGGCAUUGAGUUGAGUGACGACAAGACUCUCGACACAUGGGCCACUGUCAAGGUGCGAAGAGGUAUGGUGCUUUGCAACAAGCCGGCGACCUCGUCUAGCACCAUUGUCGCACAAUUUAGACGGGAUGAUCUAGGCACAUUGGCAGUGGGAAGCCAAGUUGUAGUAUAUCUUGCAAGCAUUCGAUCGUCUGCAAGAAUCUUAUCCUGCAGAACACCUGAGCCUUCUGAAUUAGUAGGUGAAGACACGAGUCUGGAUAUAGUUGAUCAGAACAGUGGCUCGCAGGAUGAUGAAUUUGCCGACAGGGCUGCCGCUGGUGCUAUCACACAUCAGUACCUGCAGGUGACGUUCCACUUCGACUCCACAAAAGAAUGCGUCGAAGUCGGCUCUCAGAUCCUUGUCAUGCCCGGAGGUGGCCCAGGCUUAUUCGGUGGAACAGAACGUGGAGAAAAAGGUGCGGCUGGUCUCGAAGGAUUCGUCGGAAGGGUUGUCGAAGUACUCCGCUAA